AUGGCGGCGCUUUUGCCAGCUGCCCUGGCUGCUCCAUCCCUCCACGUGCGCCAGGACACCCAGGACGUUAACGUUGUUGUGCAAUACAUCAAGGCAACUUCUGAACAAGACAUCGCCGUAACAAACAAGGAUUUCUCUCAGGUCCUAGGAUAUAGCUGUUCGAACACACUCGACUCUGGCGCUUUUGCGGACGUCCCCAUCUCUGCCGAUCUUGAUUUCAACGGUGCCGGCAACCUCACAAUCGGCUCCGAAACGUAUAAAGUUCAUGAGAAUCCUGACAUAUCCGGAGGCAUAACUUGCUCAAGGAUGUACAACAAUGCUGAGUCUUUGAUGACUUGUGCCAUCUCUCUGCCGUCGUCGCUUGACUUGUCCCCUCUCAGCAAGAGAGAGAACGAUCAAAGCUGCUUCCUUGCUGGUGCUACUCCUAGCUUGCAACGUGCUGCACUCUCUAUGCUUGCCGGGAACACCGGCCCUGUGCAGAACCUCACCUCGCAGGAGGCACAUCAAAUGGAGAAACGGGUUGGCUCGCCUGGAUGCAAACCUCCCAUUACAGAGACUGUGGGAGAUGGAAACCCACACCAGAACUACUUUGACAAACAGCUUAGUCAAAAUAUCAAUUGUGGCGCUGCCCCAGGCUGCUCUAUUGGUCAAAGUAACAGUAUUUCCUAUACCCUUGGCUGGAACGCUGGCGCUAUCAUCGACGAAUGGAUCACUGGUGGUUUCGAUGUCUCUGUCAGUUGGACCACGGGCAACGUCCAAACAUGUGAUGGCAGCUCAGGGGAAACCGUCUGUCUCUGGUACAACACCGCGUUUACAGCUUAUACUGUUCAGAAUUACAAGGUCAACAAUUGUAACCAGAAUUUUUCACCCUCUGGUGACCCAACAAUCUUGUGGUCGCCGAAUACCAACAACGCUGGUGGUGGCGCCUACUACUGUGUUGUUGGCACCUGCCGCAGCCAGGGACAGGGUUAUUGGGACUACAACGGCCGUGCUGGUGGGCCUUAG
Xylona heveae TC161 is the source of this 1005-nucleotide messenger RNA. RefSeq lists its product as hypothetical. The record is from RefSeq and is a predicted model, not a curated record. Bases 1 to 1005 code for a protein of 334 amino acids. The transcript has 2 exons. Lineage: Eukaryota; Fungi; Ascomycota; Xylonomycetes; Xylonales; Xylonaceae.